Molecule: messenger RNA, 3985 nt
Organism: Papaver somniferum (opium poppy)
Lineage: Eukaryota; Viridiplantae; Streptophyta; Magnoliopsida; Ranunculales; Papaveraceae
Product: carbamoyl-phosphate synthase large chain, chloroplastic
Exons: 3
Coding region: 178-3765 (1195 amino acids)
Biological process (GO): L-glutamine metabolic process
Cellular component (GO): cytoplasm
Molecular function (GO): metal ion binding; ATP binding
Source: RefSeq, a predicted model, not a curated record
CUAUUAAUCCAUAAACCCUAGGGGGGCUCUGUUUGUCUCCACCUCGAAACCCUAAGGCCUAAACCCCCUUUUCCAUCUUCUUCCUCCCCCCUUUUCUCUGUAACAUCAGUAUUCGGCUACUCCAGAUCUACGGUGAGUUUAGCAUAUUCUCAUUCUUGUUGAAUUCAAUUGAAAAAAAUGGCUGCGUUUUGCAUGAAUCCUGUGGAUACAACUAGUUUAUCAUCGUCAUCUAUAUUGAAUUCGUCGAAAUCCUCAUUGUUUUUAAAAUCUGGGUCAAUCCAAUUCUUAUUGUAUUCAAAGAAGAAGGAUAAUCUUUCAUCGUCGAGUCUUCGUUUAAAGCAACGUCGUUUUAAGAAUAAUAAUGGUGUUGGUUUGGUGAAAUGUGGGAAUCAAAUUGUUAACGAUUCUUCGAGUAAUGGGGGUGUGUUUGAUGGAGGUCUUGGAAGUUCUCCCGUUGGUAAGAGAACUGAUUUGAAGAAAAUAAUGAUAUUAGGAGCUGGUCCUAUUGUCAUUGGGCAAGCUUGCGAGUUCGAUUACUCGGGGACUCAAGCUUGCAAAGCUUUAAAAGAAGAAGGAUAUCAAGUCAUAUUGAUUAAUUCGAAUCCUGCGACGAUUAUGACAGAUCCUGAUUUGGCUGAUAGAACUUACAUUACACCAAUGACACCUGAGUUGGUUGCGCAAGUAAUUGAGAAGGAGAGACCAGAUGCUCUUCUUCCAACAAUGGGUGGACAAACUGCUUUGAACCUUGCUGUAGAUUUGGCUCAAAGUGGGGUUUUGGAGAAGUACGGUGUGGAGUUGAUUGGAGCCAAGCUUGAUGCUAUUAAGAAGGCAGAAGAUAGAGAUUUGUUUAAGCAGGCAAUGAAGAGUAUUGGGAUCAAGACGCCGCCGUCAGGGAUUGGGAAUACAUUGGAGGAGUGUUUCGAGAUUGCUAAAGAUAUAGGAGAGUUUCCGCUGAUUAUUAGACCUGCAUUUACUUUGGGUGGGACUGGAGGUGGGAUUGCUUACAAUAGAGAGGAGUUUGAGGAGAUUUGUAAAUCCGGUCUUGCAGCUAGUACUAUGUCACAGGUACUUGUGGAGAAGUCUCUCUUGGGUUGGAAAGAAUAUGAACUCGAGGUUAUGAGAGAUUUGGCUGAUAAUGUGGUUAUUAUUUGCUCGAUCGAAAACAUUGACCCAAUGGGGGUUCAUACUGGAGAUUCAAUAACAGUAGCACCAGCACAGACGUUGACGGAUAAAGAGUAUCAACGUCUUAGAGACUAUUCAAUUGCGAUCAUUAGGGAGAUUGGUGUUGAGUGUGGGGGUUCAAAUGUCCAGUUUGCUGUUAAUCCAGCAGAUGGUGAGGUUAUGGUGAUCGAGAUGAAUCCUAGAGUGUCAAGAUCUUCGGCUUUGGCAUCUAAAGCUACUGGAUUUCCAAUUGCUAAGAUGGCUGCCAAAUUAUCAGUUGGGUACACACUUGAUCAGAUCCCAAAUGACAUUACAAGGAAAACACCAGCUAGUUUUGAGCCGUCCAUAGAUUAUGUGGUGACCAAGAUUCCUCGGUUCGCUUUCGAAAAAUUCCCUGGAUCUCAGCCCAUAUUGACAACCCAGAUGAAGUCAGUCGGGGAAUCCAUGGCAUUAGGACGUACUUUCCAAGAAUCCUUCCAGAAAGCGGUUAGGUCAUUGGAGUGUGGGUUCUCUGGCUGGGGUUGCGCACCCAUCAAGGAGCUGGACUGGGACUGGGACCAAUUGAAGUACAGCCUCCGGGUUCCUAGCCCAGAUCGUAUUCAUUCCGUAUAUGCAGCAAUGAAGAAGGGAAUGCCAGUUAACGAGAUCCAUGAGCUGAGCUUCAUCGACAAAUGGUUCCUCACUCAACUUAAAGAGCUGGUAGACGUCGAACAAUUCCUCUCUGCCCGAUCAUUGUCUCAACUGACACGUGAUGACAUGUAUGAAGUUAAAAAGAGAGGCUUCAGUGAUAAGCAAAUAGCAUUUGCAACUAAGUCUACUGAGAAUGAAGUAAGGAUAGCACGGUUAUCUCUUGGGGUAACUCCAUCAUAUAAGAGGGUUGAUACCUGUGCUGCAGAGUUUGAGGCCAAUACUCCAUACAUGUACUCAUCAUAUGAUUAUGAAUGUGAAUCUCUCCCAACCAAUAAGAAGAAGGUGUUAAUAUUAGGUGGGGGACCAAACAGAAUUGGUCAAGGUAUAGAGUUCGACUACUGCUGCUGCCAUGCUUCCUUCUCUCUUCAGGAUGCUGGAUAUGAGACCAUCAUGAUGAAUUCGAAUCCUGAGACAGUUUCAACAGAUUAUGACACAAGUGACCGUCUAUAUUUUGAACCGUUGACAGUUGAAGAUGUUAUAAACAUCAUUGAGUUGGAACGACCUGAUGGAAUCAUAGUGCAGUUCGGAGGGCAAACACCACUCAAGCUUGCUCUUCCUAUCCAGCGUUAUUUGGAUGAACACAAGCUUUUGAGUGCUAGCGGGGCAGGGUACGUUCGUAUAUGGGGAACGUCUCCAGAUUCGAUUGAUGCAGCUGAGGACAGGGAGAGAUUCAAUGCAAUCCUAAAGGAGCUCGAGAUUGAGCAACCACAAGGUGGAAUUGCUAAAAGCGAUGCUGAUGCUCUGGCCAUUGCUAAGGAGAUUGGCUAUCCAGUCGUGGUUCGUCCUUCAUAUGUUUUGGGUGGACGUGCAAUGGAGAUAGUAUAUAGUGAUGAAAAUCUCGUGAGAUACCUUGAAACUGCUGUUGAGGUGGAUCCAGAGCGCCCUGUCUUGAUCGAUAGAUACCUUUCUGAUGCCAUCGAGAUAGAUAUUGAUGCUUUGGCUGAUUCAUACGGGAAUGUGGUCAUUGGUGGAAUAAUGGAGCACAUUGAGCAAGCUGGUGUCCAUUCCGGUGAUUCUGCUUGCUCGUUACCCACAAAGACUAUCCCUUCAUCGCGUUUGGAAAUUAUCAGGUCAUGGACUAAAAAACUGGCCAGGAGGUUAAAAGUUUGUGGGCUCAUGAACUGUCAGUAUGCAAUCACUGCAGCAGGAGAAGUUUUCUUGCUUGAAGCAAAUCCUCGUGCUUCCAGAACUGUUCCAUUUGUUUCCAAGGCAAUUGGGAAACCGUUAGCCAAGUGUGGCGCACUGGUCAUGUCAGGCAUGUCACUCCAAGACCUACGUUUCACGGAAGAGGUGAUCCCUAAGCACAUGUCAGUUAAGGAAGCCGUACUCCCAUUUGAGAAGUUCCUAGGGUGUGAUGUAUUGCUUGGACCAGAAAUGCGUAGUACUGGUGAAGUUAUGGGUAUUGAUUUUGAGUUCUCUUCUGCAUUCGCCAAAGCUCAAAUUGCUGCAGGUCAGAAGUUACCCCUCUCAGGAACUGUAUUCAUCAGCUUGAAUGAUCUUACAAAGCCACAUCUUGCUACAAUAGCUCGCUCUUUUGUGGAUCUUGGGUUUAAAAUUGUUUCGACAUCUGGCACGGCUCACAUACUAGAAAUGGAAGGAAUCCCUGUGGAGAGGGUAUUGAAAAUGCAUGAGGGAAGGCCGCAUCCUGGUGAUAUGUUAGCGAAUAAACAAAUUCAAUUGUUGGUGAUAACUAGUUCGGGUGAUGCCUUAGAUCAGAUUGAUGGCAGGGAAUUGAGGAGGAUGGCACUGUCUUACAAAGUUCCCAUUAUAACAACUGUUGCUGGAGCAAAAGCAAGUGCAGAGGCGAUAAAGAGCAUGAAACACAGCAAUGUGAAGAUGAUUGCUCUUCAAGACUUCUUUGAUGUAACUGUAGAUGCUCAACUGAACUUGCAGUCUGCUUCAAAGUCACUUUGACCUGCUAUUAGUUAUUUUGAGCUCUUUUUUAUAUAAUGGGUGUAGAUGUUUCUGAAUUUUGUAAUGCAACUGGUUUCUCUUUCUGUUAAGGUUAUUGAUGAAAAUCUUUUAGCUGGAACAUGAUUGUUUUUAACAUUUAUGUUCUUUUGGAGUUACUUAGAUGCAUUAGAUAAACUUGUUCCCAGAUGCACAUGUUAAGUGUGUUUUCUUCUGGUUGGGA